This is a messenger RNA of Coffea eugenioides, 1748 nucleotides long. RefSeq names its product DNA polymerase epsilon catalytic subunit A-like. Lineage: Eukaryota; Viridiplantae; Streptophyta; Magnoliopsida; Gentianales; Rubiaceae. Gene Ontology annotation, biological process: DNA replication; base-excision repair, gap-filling; DNA replication proofreading. The transcript has 9 exons. Gene Ontology annotation, cellular component: epsilon DNA polymerase complex. The coding region runs from base 16 to 1050 and encodes 344 amino acids. The record is from RefSeq and is a predicted model, not a curated record. Gene Ontology annotation, molecular function: single-stranded DNA 3'-5' DNA exonuclease activity; DNA binding; DNA-directed DNA polymerase activity.
CCCGGCAUCUAGGCUAUGCUUCUUCCUGCUUCCAAGGAAGAAGGAAUCUUGAUAAAGAAGCGUUAUGCAGUUUUUAAUGAUGAUGGGACCCUGGCAGAGCUGAAAGGUUUUGAGAUUAAACGGCGUGGAGAGCUAAAGCUGAUCAAAGUUUUCCAGGCUGAACUUUUUGAUAAAUUUCUGCAUGGGUGCACCUUAGAGGAGUGCUAUUCAGCUGUUGCUUCUGUUGCAAAUCGAUGGCUUGAUCUUCUCGAUAAUCAAGGAAAAGACAUUGCAGACAGUGAACUGGUUGAUUACAUAUCAGAAUCAAGCACAAUGAGCAAGUCCUUAGCAGACUACGGUGAACAAAAGUCUUGCGCUGUUACCACAGCAAAGCGACUAGCUGAUUUUUUGGGGGAUACAAUGGUUAAAGACAAAGGAUUACGUUGUCAAUAUAUUGUUGCAUGCGAACCAAAGGGAACCCCUGUAAGUGAGCGUGUUGUGCCAGUUGCCAUAUUUGAAACUGAACCUGAGAUUAUGAAGUUUUAUGUAAGGAAGUGGUGCAAGAUUUCAUCAGAUGGUGGCAUACGUUCCAUUACUCAUUGGUCCUAUUACAAGCAGUGUUUGAGUUCAGCUAUCCAGAAAACAAUUACCAUUCCGGCUGCAAUGCAGAAGGUGGUCAAUCCUGUCCCAAGGGUAAUUCAUCCCGACUGGCUCCAUAAGAAGGUUCGUGAGAAGGACGACAAAUAUCGCCAGAGGAAAUUGGUUGAUAUCUUUGGUUCCCUGAGUAAAAAUAAUGGUUUAAAAGGAAGUAGUGAUGUUAUCAGUAACAAACAUGGAGUUGAUGAACAAAAUGCUGCAGAUCUGGAGGAUUUUGGGAAAAUUAGUAGGACUUUUCGAGUUGGACCUAGACCUGUUGUUCAUUGUUUUGAUGCCAAUGAAGUGCAGCAAUUAUCUAAAACACUGAAUUGGAUUGUCCCCCACAACAAAGUAUUUGUGAUGGAGGCACUCCAAAACUAUGGACAUCUCCACAAGAAGCUGCUAUUUCUAAGGAAAGUAUUGACAGGAAGGUAGAUUAUAGAGGAUGGCUAGAAUUAAAGAAAAGAAAAUGGAGGGAGAGACGGGAGAAAAGGAAGCGCCAGAGGUGAACUGCAAUGAGCAUAAGAGCGUUGCAGCAAAUAUAGUGUUUGUGGUUACCCUAUAUCCAAUGGUUUCCAAAAGGUUCUUUGGAGCCCAAAAAGUUAGUUUAUGUGAACGUUGACUCUAUGUAAAUAUAACUUACAUGCCUUGAGUUCAUACAAUUGUAUUCCUCAUGAAUCUAUUUUUAUUCUCAGGUAUGAAGGUGCACGACCUGCAGAAGCCCUUGUUGAGUUUGUGAAUAGUGAAGGAGAUGAGAUGAGCUUUGCAAGACAUUUCUUAUCAUUUUGCCAUUGCAAUAGUUUCUAGAAAAUGCAGAGCCAAGGUUGAUGGCGCAAAAAUUUUCUUGUGGAUUUGAACAAGGUGCUUAAAUGAGCUGACUUUUCUUCAAAUUGGGAAUGGUUUAUGGAUGGUAGUUUUCAUAGUCAUGUCAUAAUGGAAUCCAGUAAUAUGUUAAAAAUAUCAUAGAUUAAUGCUUAGUUCAUAAUUACCAAAAUAUGUAGUUUGUACGAGUGUAGAUUCUAUUUUUUCACAAUCUAUUUUUGGUUCAUAUAUUGUUUCCACUUACUUUUUUUAAGCUGUACAUGAAUACACAUUUUUUUCAUAUAUCAUUGUCGGCUAUUGAGCGAAUUGUU